UGCUUACGACUUGAUCCGUAUAGUGUAUAAUGUUCAUGUGUAACUGCACGAACCACUGUCAGCGUAACGAACAAAAUAAACACACUUCGGCAAAUGCAAGCUUGCUGCUGCUUUUGUAUAAUUCUGAAAUCGCCUGUCAAUGACUGGAAAACGCCUUUAACAGCUAUGAUGAUCACUGUUUCAGACUCUAUGCCUCGGGUUAUGAAUAAUUCAGGUAUACUUAUAGAAAGGCAAACCGCGCUCUGGAAUGGAAAAUUCAUUUGCGCAUUAUAGAAAUGAAAUCACAAUAGACCACAAUUGUUGCGAUCUUCCGACGGUAACAAAAGUGGAAUUUAAUGGUCACGAACUACACGAAAUACCUUGUGUAAAAUACUAGGAGUCUAAAGGGAUAAAAGGGUAAAAUGGAGUCAACAAUCUUAAACGGUUUGCAUAUGUUGCACUUUUCAGUAAUGAACGAAUGUUGCUGCACAACCGUUCAGUCAGAUCUCGGCUGAAGCCUAAUGAUGCUGUGGUACUGCGAUUGUCAGCACCAAUCAAAAAAUAUUGGGCUGAAAGUAAGGGUCUCGAUUUUGAUCAGCUGCUUGGUACAGGUGCAUACAAAGAAAAUUAUCGGCUAGAAAUGAUACGUUGGGGAGAGUCAGUCAGGGCCAGAGACCCAGGCUACUUCUGUCAGCGUGCAAUAGAAAUGUCCAACGGCACCCAAUUCAGUGUGUGGAUUGUGAGUGAUACCAGGAGACUGUCUGAUUUGAAAUGGUUCUUGGAUAACUGUGGUGGGCCCUCUGUGGUUCACACUGUAAGAGUUGUUGCUGAUGAUGCAGUCCGGAAACAGCGUGGAUGGAUGUACACGCCAGGUAUUGAUGAUGCUGAAUCUGAGUGUGGCCUUGAUUCCAUUACUGAUUGGAACUGGACAAUUUCCAAUAAUGGUGUAGGCACAGAAGAAAUAGAAGCUAUUUUACAGAACAUUGUGCAGUGGGUGAACUCUGCAACUACAGUGACUCGAUGACAACCUUCUGGUGCAGAUUAUAGAAUAAGUGUUCAGCCAUUCAUCUUGUCUUUUGCCUAAAACCUCCUUCAGUCCAGUGUAUCAGAUGAUUCAUUAGAGCUUGUUGGGCAUAAAAUGAUGUAGUGUGAUCAUUGUUAAAGAUACUUGCUGUAAAUUCAUUUGAUGCAUCAGCGGUAGCAUUGUGCAGGUAUAAGAUUGCGGUACAUUUGAAAUUUUAGGUUUUUUAGGCGGACAUUCAAUAAAUUCUUGGUAGUAUUUAUGCAAGGCACUGGAAAAACAUUGUUUGUAAUAAAAGGUGUAGUGUUAAAAAUGUACUGUUUGAACUUUACAAAUAAGAUUUUAAUAAAAUGUUUCAAAAUUUUU
Molecule: messenger RNA, 1366 nt
Organism: Schistocerca gregaria
Lineage: Eukaryota; Metazoa; Arthropoda; Insecta; Orthoptera; Acrididae
Product: phosphomevalonate kinase
Exons: 4
Coding region: 458-1003 (181 amino acids)
Biological process (GO): isopentenyl diphosphate biosynthetic process, mevalonate pathway; cholesterol biosynthetic process
Cellular component (GO): cytoplasm
Molecular function (GO): phosphomevalonate kinase activity
Source: RefSeq, a predicted model, not a curated record